AUGACAAAGUUGAAAUCUAUCGUAUUGGAAAAGUCUCUCAAUUUGACCGAAAGUCCAGACUUCUCAGGUGCUCCAAAUUUAGAACAUUUACAUCUUGGUGGAUGCACAUCUCUUGUCAAGGUUCAUCCCUCCCUUGGACAGUUGGGAAAGCUUGUUGAGGUGGACUUGAAUCAUUGUGCAAACCUUGAAAUCCUACCAAAAAGAUUGGAAACAAAUUCUUUGGUGAAGUUAAACCUUAGGGGGUGUAAAAAAGUUGCAAAGCUCCCAGAGUUUGGGAAAGGUAUGGAAAAACUAUCAUAUCUUGAUGUGGGUGCUACUUCUAUAACUAGACUUCCUGAAUCAGUUGGAUCCUUGACGGGUCUUGAAUAUUUAAAUUUGAGUGGCUGUAAAAUUGAAAAUCUUGACAAGUCGUUGAAGACUCACAUAAGUCACCAAAUUUCCGGCUUGAAUGUAAUGUCAUUAACGGAGUUAUACUUAAGCGGGUGUGGCUUAGAUGAUGGAUCGAUUCCUGAUUUUGACAGUUUAUCAUCGCUCAUUGUAUUGGAUCUAAGCGGUAAUGAUUUUGAGAAUCUACCCAUUGGUUGCUUCUCUGGUCUUUCUCGACUUGUCUUCCUUUCAUUGAAUCACUGCAAAAGGCUUAAGUCAUUGCCAAGGCUCCCACCACGAUUAAUUCGAUUACAUGCCUCUGGCUGUGAUUUAAUGGAACCAUUAUCAUCAGAUGGACAGUUAUGGAAUUUGGUUGCUUCACUUGACCAUGAGCGUCGUGGGCGAACUAGAUGUCAAGUCGAUGAUGAUUGGGAUGAAGAUGGGGAGGAAUAUGUUCCUUCUGUGCUAUACAAGGUAUGA
Molecule: messenger RNA, 846 nt
Organism: Neltuma alba
Lineage: Eukaryota; Viridiplantae; Streptophyta; Magnoliopsida; Fabales; Fabaceae
Product: disease resistance protein ADR2-like
Exons: 2
Coding region: 1-846 (281 amino acids)
Molecular function (GO): protein binding
Source: RefSeq, a predicted model, not a curated record